AUGGCUGUCCCAAUCUCGACCGUCGCAGAGAGCAAGGAGCUCCGCGGAUUGAACCUCAUCGCCGCCCAUUCACAUAUCAGAGGUCUCGGUGUCGAUGUGGAUACUUUACAGCCUCGCACAUCAUCGCAAGGCCUUGUGGGUCAGGAAAAGGCUCGGAAGGCCGCGGCGGUGAUUUUGCAGAUGGUUAAGGAAGGCAAGAUUGCUGGACGCGCGGUUCUGAUCGCGGGACCUCCUAGCACGGGAAAGACGGCAAUUGCAAUGGGCAUGGCACAGUCUCUUGGUCCAGAUGUUCCUUUUACCAUGCUCGCUUCCUCCGAAAUCUUCUCGAUGGAAAUGUCCAAGACAGAAGCCUUGACCCAGGCGUUCCGGAAGUCCAUUGGCGUGCGCAUUAAAGAAGAAAGUGAAAUCAUCGAAGGUGAAGUCGUGGAGAUCCAAAUUGACCGCAGCGUCACCGGAGGCAAUAAACAAGGAAAGCUUACAAUCAAGACCACCGAUAUGGAAACAAUUUACGAUAUGGGAACAAAGAUGAUUGAUUCUAUGACCAAGGAACGGGUCAUGGCAGGAGACGUGAUUUCGAUCGACAAGUCGUCCGGCAAGAUCACCAAGCUCGGCCGCUCAUACGCCCGCUCUCGCGACUACGAUGCCAUGGGUGCCGACACCAAGUUUGUCCAGUGCCCCGAAGGCGAGCUCCAGGUUCGCAAGGAGAUUGUCCACACCGUCAGCCUCCACGAGAUUGAUGUUAUCAACUCGCGUUCACAAGGCUUCCUGGCCCUGUUCUCCGGCGACACAGGCGAGAUCCGGAGCGAAGUUCGGGACCAAAUUAACACCAAGGUGGCUGAAUGGAAGGAAGAGGGCAAGGCCGAGAUUAUUCCUGGUGUCCUGUUCAUCGAUGAAGUCCACAUGCUCGAUAUUGAGUGCUACUCAUACAUCAACCGUGCCCUCGAGGCAGAAUUGGCCCCUAUCGUCAUCAUGGCCAGCAACCGCGGCCAGGCACGUAUUCGCGGAACCACAUACACCUCCCCUCACGGCUUGCCCCUUGAUUUCCUUGAUCGUGUGGUCAUUGUUAGCACACAGAUGUACUCAGGCGACGAGAUCCGUCAAAUUCUCGCUAUCAGAGCCCAGGAAGAAGAAAUUGAUAUCUCGCCUGAUGCUUUGGCUCUUCUCACCAAGAUCGGACAGGAGUCCAACUUGCGCUAUGCCAGCAACAUCAUCACUACUUCUCACCUCUUGACCCAAAAACGCAAGGCGAAGGAAGUCAGUGUUGAUGACGUGCAGCGCAGCUUCCGUUUGUUCUACGACCCGGCUCGCAGCGUGAAGUUCAUCAACCAAUAUGAGCAGCGCUUUAUCGGCGACCAGGGCAAUGUUAACCUCAAUGCCGGUGCUAAUGGUGAUGCUAUGGAACUUUCGUAG
Penicillium antarcticum is the source of this 1410-nucleotide messenger RNA. It is a transcript of the gene rvb2, whose product is annotated as RuvB family ATP-dependent DNA helicase reptin. The record is from RefSeq and is a predicted model, not a curated record. Lineage: Eukaryota; Fungi; Ascomycota; Eurotiomycetes; Eurotiales; Aspergillaceae. Gene Ontology annotation, cellular component: NuA4 histone acetyltransferase complex; Swr1 complex; Ino80 complex. The transcript has 3 exons. Gene Ontology annotation, biological process: chromatin remodeling; box C/D snoRNP assembly; regulation of transcription by RNA polymerase II. Gene Ontology annotation, molecular function: DNA helicase activity; ATP hydrolysis activity; ATP binding. The coding region runs from base 1 to 1410 and encodes 469 amino acids.